Molecule: messenger RNA, 1509 nt
Organism: Mesorhabditis belari
Lineage: Eukaryota; Metazoa; Nematoda; Chromadorea; Rhabditida; Rhabditidae
Source: the annotation of a GenBank genome assembly
AUGGAAUCAUCGAGAGAAUCAACGUCAAAACUUGAUCUCGCUCAAAAUUGUGAUCACGAGAUAAAGGAAAACUUUGAAAGCAAAUCUGAGAAAAAGAAGUCGAGCAGUGAAAAUUUGGUGUCGUGGACAAGCGCUCUUUUCCCUUCACUUCUCAUCCUUUAUCUCUCUUUCUAUUCAUUAUACAAAACACAAAGAACAGAGAGUAUAGAUGAUGCUAAAUGCUACGCAACUUGUAGAAUAAGCAUAGCGGAGAGUAUUCCUACUAAUGUUUCAUUCCCGGGCGCACGCAUUCCGGAAUCGACUUUUGAAGCCUGGAGUCGAAUUAUUGAAAGAGCCGAGAAAGAACUUGUAAUUGCCGCAUAUAAAUCGAGUCUACAAGGUCGUCAUGUUCUCAGCGAUCCACACGAUUUUCACUUUGCAAAUGAAGGUGACGCCAUCUUUGAACAAUUAAAAGAGAAGGGAAAUGUAAUCAAGAUUGGAAUGGUUGAGAGCUUCCCACCAAAAGACAAAGGAGACAAUGAAGAUGGAAAUAUUUUGGAGGACCUUGGCUUGAUUGAGCGUAGAAAGUUGGAGAUGAAAAGAUUGACUCGAAGAGAUGGGAAGAUGCAUUCCAAAUUUCUGCUCGCCGAUGAUCGACAUUUCUAUUUGGGAUCAGCAAAUCUCGACUGGAGAUCGCUCAAUCAAAAAAUGGAACUCGGUUUUGUUGUGGAGGAUUGCCCUUGCUUGGGCAAAGAUUUGCGCUCAAUCUAUGACACUUAUUGGGAGCUCGCUGUUGGGCACAGCAAUACACAAUUGGCCAAAUACAAUAGUGAAAAUCCUCUAAAACUGUCGAUUGAUGGAGCUGAGACUCAAGCAUACAUUGCGUCUUCGCCGAAACCGCUUAAUGCCGCCGGUAGAACAUGGGAUUUGGAAGCGUUGAUCGAAAUUCUUGACUCGGCCAAGCAAUUUGCUUAUGUUCAUGUGAUGGAUUAUCAUCCACUAUUUGUCUAUCGCAAACCCAGAGAGUUAUGGCCAACAUUGGACGAUGCUUUACGUAGAGCGAUCGCCCGGGGUGUGCAUGUCAGAAUCCUUUCGGCAGCUAUUCAUCAUCCUGAGCUUGGCAUUCGUUUCCUGAAAGCCCUUCAAGAUCUUGAUGGCAUCAAUAGCAAUGGAAGUGUUCAAGUGAAGAUCUUCAAGGUGCCACCACCCAGUGAAACGGAGGCGGCGGUGAUUGUGAGAGAUCGACGCACUCACAACAAAGUAGUGGUGACUGAAGGAGCCGCUGUUGUUGGAACUUCGAAUUGGUCGGGUGAUUAUUUUGAAGGUGGAACAACCGGUACAGCCUUGGUCGUGAAACAAAAUGGUUCAAAAAGACCAUUGGUAUCACAACUAGCUUCGGUGUUUGAGCGCAAUUGGGACUCCGAGUACGCUCAUCCUGUCGUCGACUAUUUUGAGUACUGUAUUCGCCAAAGAACGGCCAGUUAUUGCGAAAGUGUGAAAGAUCCAAAGCUCUUCGACAAUCGCAAAUAC